AUGAAAACUUUAAUAUUUUGGUUCUUCUUGCUCGUUGUCUGUUCCUACUGUAAUCGUGAUUUUAAGUCUCUUGGCCGACAUCAAUGGCGCUGUAAAGAACGGCUUCGUGAGAAUGUGAACGAAAGGAACGAAGGCCCAACACUUGUCACAAACAAUCAUGAUUUGACUCAAAGUACUGCUGAGAUGGAUGAUGCUGCGUUGAGAAACCAAGGUCGUAUUUCAAACGUCGACUAUGUUAAAUGUUGUUGCGGCAAGAAAUGUAAAGGUUUGCGAGGCUUGAAGGGUCAUCAAAGAUCAUGUCGCUUCAUCAAAGGUAUGUGCUCUGAUUUGCUAUUGCCACAUGAGGGAGAAAUCACAAACGAACACGAUCAAAUAAGUGAUGUUGACGAAGAUAUAUUUAAUGGCACGCCUAUUUUAAAGCCGGGCGUUAAACUUCCAAAAACUGAACAUGAAUGGAAGGAGGCGGAUCUUUAUUUUAGAGCCGAGCUGCCUAUAUUCGAGGUUAGCGAAUGUUCAGUGAACGAUUGUGUUGACAAAAUGACGAAUUUGGUAUAUGAUUACUUUGUAGAAAAUUUCGGUACGGUGAACAACUGCAAGGAUUGCAACUCUGAAUAUCAUACUAAGUAUGCUAGUUACUCAAAACAAGAGCUAAAACGAGAACUGAAAGCAUUAAAACGCCAGUCACCUGUUGAUGUAGAGAAUAUUCAGUAUGUGUCAAGAUUACUAAGGAAAUUAACUCAGAAUAAAGGCCAUGAUAAUGCUAAAUCUAUUAAUCACGACGAGGAAAUCAAGAAAAAUUUCUGGGCUUAUGCCAAAUCGCAUUUGGAUAGCGCUGACUAUCUGAUACCAACGUUCGAUUUGGCAACUUGCACUAAUUACUUUAAAAACAUUUGGAUGAACGCAUGUCCAUCUCAUGUUUUUUCCCUACCAAAUUGGUUACCGAGACUUUCAGCACCUGUACACGAAUUUAAUUAUAUACCUCCAACUUAUGCUAAAAUUACGGCUAUCAUCAAAAGAAUGAAAACAGGUAGCUCUGCGUGCCCGCUUGAUCAGCUCUCAAUUAUUCCCUUUAAAAAAUCUGCAUACCUUAGAUCUUACUUGACAACAAUCAUUCAAAUG
This is a messenger RNA of Paramuricea clavata, 1119 nucleotides long. NCBI's taxonomy places the organism in Eukaryota, Metazoa, Cnidaria, Anthozoa, Malacalcyonacea, Plexauridae. The record is from the annotation of a GenBank genome assembly.